GGAAUAUUACAGCAGUCAGAAGAAGUGUUACAUGUAACGCCGAUAAAGUCACUGAACUGAAUCAAAAGGUGAAAAAUCGCUGUUUUCGUCGCACUUGGCAACAUGGUCAACGUACUCAAAGGCGUCCUUGUUGAAUGUGACCCUGCCAUGAAACAGUUCCUGCUUUAUUUGGAUGAAACCUCAGCCCUUGGAAAGAAGUUCAUCCUGCAGGACCUGGAUGACACGCACCUCUUCAUUUUGGCAGAUGUGGUUCAAAUUCUGCAGGAGAGAGUGGGCGAGUUAAUGGACCAAAAUUCAUUCCCCAUUACACAGAAAUAACUCUUUAUGGAUAAUUAGAUUUAUUUA
This is a messenger RNA of Thalassophryne amazonica, 345 nucleotides long. RefSeq names its product general transcription factor IIH subunit 5. Gene Ontology annotation, cellular component: transcription factor TFIIH core complex; transcription factor TFIIH holo complex. The record is from RefSeq and is a predicted model, not a curated record. Gene Ontology annotation, biological process: nucleotide-excision repair, preincision complex assembly; nucleotide-excision repair; transcription by RNA polymerase II. The coding region runs from base 103 to 318 and encodes 71 amino acids. Lineage: Eukaryota; Metazoa; Chordata; Actinopteri; Batrachoidiformes; Batrachoididae. The transcript has 3 exons.